AUGGUUGUUUUGAAGACGACUGAUUGCAUCGUUGACUGUGCUUCUAUUUGUUUUUCCUUCAAAGUCUUCAUCAACUCUGCCACAAUCUGUCCAACUUUGGGCAAAAACAAAUCCAGGGUAUUUUGCGAUGGUUCCAAGAUCAAAGACUCUUCUAGUACUUUUCUGAGCAGGUUGGGGAUAUCCUUGAUGUCGCUGGUGUCUACUCCACCGGCCACAUAUGAUCUUCGAAGAGCUUUAAAGUCAUCGCCCACCUGUACGAACUUAGAGGAAACAUCUCCAACGGAAGCUGUUUUGUUUGCCCAAGCCGUUAGCGAUUGGAGCAAGGCUUUUGUAGAGGUGAGCAAUUGCGCUGUCGUCGACGAGAUACUCGUGGGAGCCUGA
Ogataea philodendri is the source of this 381-nucleotide messenger RNA. RefSeq lists its product as uncharacterized. Bases 1 to 381 code for a protein of 126 amino acids. The record is from RefSeq and is a predicted model, not a curated record. The transcript has 2 exons. NCBI's taxonomy places the organism in Eukaryota, Fungi, Ascomycota, Pichiomycetes, Pichiales, Pichiaceae.